Acanthocheilonema viteae is the source of this 333-nucleotide messenger RNA. Lineage: Eukaryota; Metazoa; Nematoda; Chromadorea; Rhabditida; Onchocercidae. The record is from the annotation of a GenBank genome assembly.
AUGUGGGAAGUGGAGAUGGAUCACGGGAAUGAAGCAAUGGAAACAGGCAAGCUUGCGACGAUUCGGCAACAAGUUGAAAAUGUAAGAGAGGUGAUGAACAAUAAUGUGCAAAGGGUAUUGGAAAGAGACGAACAACUGGAGAAUAUUGAGGGUAGGACGGAAGCGCUUACUCAGUCGUCUCAAAACUUCCAAUGGACAGCACGACGCGUUCAGCGCCGAAUGUGUGUGAAGAAUGCAAAAUGGAUUAUUAUCGUUGCUGCUUGUUUAAUAGUUCUUACUGCUACAUUCAUGCUUAUUAUGUUGAAGAACUCAUACGUUUUCAUUCACUCUUGA